This is a messenger RNA of Cannabis sativa, 2966 nucleotides long. RefSeq lists its product as uncharacterized. The record is from RefSeq and is a predicted model, not a curated record. Lineage: Eukaryota; Viridiplantae; Streptophyta; Magnoliopsida; Rosales; Cannabaceae. The transcript is spliced from 12 exons. Bases 295 to 2709 code for a protein of 804 amino acids.
UUUUUAAGGAAAGAAUUAGACAAGUCAUAUAAAAGAUUAGAGAGAGAGAGAGACUGAGUGUGUAACCAAAAACAACAAACUCAAUUCAAUUCACCAAAUCAGAGAUUUAUACAUUUGAUUUUGAUUUUGAUUUUGAUUCUGCAAACAUAAUCAUCAUCAUCAUCAAAUUCCAGUUUCUUUGUUCUACAACUAAAGGUUUGGUUGUGAGCAACAUCAAAUGCAUGCUCUGUUUUGGAAUUUUUGGAACAUUUUUAUUCAUUUAUUGUUGUUUUUACAAUAAAAAGAUUAUAUAGUAUGAGCGGCGCACCUAAAAGAUCUCACGAAGAAACUUCGACUGUUACUGCUAAUACUAAUAAUACUAAAUAUUCCCAUGAAGAUUCUUCCACUGUUACUGCAUAUCAUCAUCCCACUACCUAUGAAAUCCCUCUCAAUAUUAGACCUCAUACUCAUCCUCGAGAUCUUGAGAGGAGACCUUCUGCCCUUUUUCGAUAUUUAUCUGAAACUCAAGCCCAUGUAGACAACCCCAACCCCAAUCCCAAUCCCAAUCCCAAUCCCAAUCCCAAUCCAAAUCCCAGUCUUGGUUCUAGUCUCAGUCCUAAACCCAAUCCUAACCCAAACCCCAUUACCAUUUCCAGUCUCAAUCCUACUCCCACUCCUGCUGCUCCCACUCCCACUCCUACUCCCAUUCCUAAUCCUUAUCUGCCCUCUGAGGACAGGGAGAGAGAAAGGGGCAAGCUUGACCCCAAGGAUUUAAGGCAUGAGAGUAAAGAGAUGAAACAUGAUAGGGAGGAUGUUAAGAGUGAAGCAAAGACAGACAAGGAUGCUUAUUCUGUCUCUGCAGUUCACUUGAAUCGGAAAGAUUCAGGGGUGUUUCGCGGCUACGUAGGAAAAAGAUUUUCUGAUCCCCACUCACUUGCGGAUACGGAUCCCUCUGAGUUUGGAAAGGAUUUUUCCACUGCCGAGGAGAAGGAUCAUGUAGAACCCCAUGAGGCUGUUGGAGAGAACAAAUUUGAUGACAAAUUGAAGGAUAAGGAUAGGAAAAGGAAGGAUAUGAAUGUCAAGUACCGGGAUUGGGGGGAUAAAGAGAGGGAAAGGAUUGAUCGUAGGAGUACUAUGCAAGUAGCUAAUACGAGUAAUGAUGUAAAAGACUUGGCAAAGGAGGAAAGAUAUGCAGAGAAGUGGGAGAGGAAGGACCCUACCAAAGAUAAGGAAAGAGUAAAAGAAAGGGAAAAGGACCCUAUUAAGAGAGACUUGUGGCCUGGAGCAGACAAAGAGAGUAAUGACAAAGAUGUCGGGGAUGGAGGAUCCAACCGACUGCCAGAGCCGGAUAAUUUAUUGUCAGAAAAGAAACAUAAAGAAUCUGAGAGCUGGAAAACUGCAGAAAAAGAAUCUAGAGACAGAAAGAAAGAACGAGAUGGUGAUGGAGAUGGAGACAGACCUGAAAAACGCAGCAGGAUAUUUGAAAAAGAAUCAGAUGAUGGAUGUGCAGAUGCUGAAGGGACUGUUGAACGGGAAAGAGAAGUUUAUAAUAAUUAUGGAGUGCAACAGCGUAAAAGAAUGCAACGGUCUCGGGUUAGCCCUCAAGUGACAAACCGUGAGCCCCGUUUUAGGAAUCGUACUCAAGAUCAUGAAGGAUCUCAAGGAAAAACCGAGGUUUCCUCCGUGGUCUAUAAAGUCGGUGAAUGUAUGCAAGAAUUGAUAAGGUUGUGGAAGGAGUAUGAAGCAUCACAAACUGAAAAGAAUGGGGAAAGUUCAAGUAGUGGACCUACACUUGAAAUACGGAUACCAGCUGAGCAUGUUACUGCCACAAAUCGCCAAGUUAGAGGGGGCCAGCUUUGGGGGACGGACAUAUACACAGAUGACUCAGAUCUUGUGGCCGUUCUCAUGCAUACUGGUUACUGCCGCCCCACAGCUUCUCCUCCGCCUUCUGCUAUACAGGAGUUGCGUGCCACUAUCAGGGUGCUACCUCCUCAAGAUUGUUAUGUAUCUACCCUGAGAAACAACGUUCGUUCUCGUGCGUGGGGAGCAGCAAUUGGUUGUAGCUACCGUGUUGAAAGGUGUUGCAUUGUGAAGAAAGGUGGUGGAACCAUUGAUCUUGAGCCUUGUCUUACACAUACAUCUACUGUGGAGCCGACCCUUGCUCCCGUGGCUGUAGAGCGGACGAUGACUACAAGGGCUGCAGCUUCGAAUGCAUUGCGACAACAGAGAUUUGUGCGAGAAGUUACAAUACAAUACAACCUCUGCAAUGAGCCUUGGAUCAAGUACAGUAUAAGCAUAGUUGCAGACAAGGGUCUGAAAAAACCACUUUAUACAUCUGCGCGUUUGAAGAAGGGAGAAGUAUUGUACUUGGAGACACAUUCACGCAGGUAUGAGCUAUGUUUCACUGGAGAGAAGAUGGUGAGAGCAACGCAGUCAUCUCAGUCACAUGAACCCGAUUCAGAGAAGUCCCAUAAUCACCAUUCACAUUCUGCAAAUGGUGAAAGAAAUGAUGUUGAAAACAUUGUCAUUGAUACAUUCCGAUGGUCUCGAUGUAAGAAGCCUCUUCCACAGAAAGUAAUGCGUUCAGUCGGGAUUCCACUGCCCCUCGAAUAUGUGGAGGUAUUGGAGGAGAAUCUCGACUGGGAAGACGUUCAGUGGUCGCAAACUGGUGUUUGGAUUGCCGGAAAGGAAUACACACUUGCUCGGGUGCAUUUUCUUUCUAUGAAUUAGCUUUCUUCACCAUAUCCAUAUCUACUCUUUUCCUUGAUGUAAUUUCUUGUACCCACUAAGAUUUGAUGUACGGAUAGAAUAAAACACCCCCUUCUUUUUAUUUAUUAAUUAUUUAUUUAGAAUUUGAUGUAAUUGUUGUAUGCAAGUUCAUUUUCUAUAAAUUUAAGCUAAAUGUUAUUCUAACACCUCAAACAUCGAUGAAGAAGAUGGUUGUCAAAAAUGUAUAAAGAGCAAAUCAAAUAUUGUAAGAUUUCCAA